AUGGCCUUCCGCAGUCUCCGGAAGUUGUACUCGCUAGACACACUCGACACUCGCUUCACUAUACCAGCCACCGCAACCCCGAAAGAAGCUCUAGAAGAAGCCAAUGUGGAUCCAGCGAAGCCAGGACCCGUUCAAAGCGGGCGGUCGAAAGGAGAUAGUUCCGCUGAGAGCGUUCAGCCUUCGCGAUGGAACACACCAGAGUUCUAUUUCUACUAUUUUGUUUUCCUAACCGCAAUCCCUUCCAUGUGCAAGUCGGUGCAUGAUGUAUCACGAGAAUCACACCCAAACUACUCCCAUUUCGCUCCUUUGCUCUCAAAUGGUUGGGUACCUGGCCGUAAAGUUGACAACUCGGAUGCUCAGUACUCUGGCUUCCGCCAGAACAUGCCAUACUUAUUUGCUAUUGUUCUACUCCAUCCAAUCCUUCGGAAGGCCUAUGAUUCGUUCUGGAGAGCAGACACCUACGCUCAAGUGCGCCCAUUUAAUGGUGGAGACGGUCAGCUGACCCAAGGUUUAACUUCAGCGGCCGCUGCAGACGCUCGACUUGAACAACGCAUCUCUUUCGAUGUCGGCUUCGCCAUCUUAUUCAUAGGUGCCCUUCAUGGAUUCUCUGUGUUGAAGAUUUUCGCUAUUCUGUAUAUCAACUACAGCAUAGCUAAGAAGGUCCCAAGAUCAUACAUGCCAGCCGUUACCUGGGGUUUCAACAUUGGCAUAAUGUUCGCAAAUGAGCUAUGUAGGGGCUAUUCAUAUGCCUCGAUCCUCGGCGCCUUCCUCCCCUCGACCUCUGGCCCGGAGAAGGAGCAGCCAAGAGCGAAUCUAGGGACUAUGCUUGACCAGUAUGGCGGCCUCAUGUCAAGAUGGGAGGUUCUUUUCAACUUCACUGUGUUACGCCUCAUAAGCUUCAACCUCGACUACUACUGGAGUUUAAACUCUAGAGGGAAUAGUCCAGUCGAGGUGCGACCUUAUUCUCUUCUCUCUCCCGACAAAGCUAAUGGCAUCAAGAAGAAGCAGCUCGAUCCCUCAAAUCUUUCCGAAAGAGAUCGUAUUUCAAUACCAGCAAAAGCCACGGACUUCUCCUUCCGUAACUAUUUUGCAUACGCUUUGUAUUCUCCGCUAUUCCUUACCGGCCCAAUUGUUACAUUUAACGACUACAUGUCGCAAUUGAGGUACCGACCACACAGCAUAACCACGAAAAGAACAACGCUGUACGCAAUUCGAUUCAUCAUUUGUCUCCUCGUCAUGGAAAUUAUGAUUCACUACAUGUAUAUGGUUGCCAUAUUUAAAGCGAAACCGGACUGGAACCAAUAUACUCCAUUUCAGCUAAGUAUGCUUGGGUUUUUUAACCUUAAGCACAUUUGGCUUAAACUACUCCUUCCGUGGCGAUUCUUUCGACUCUGGGCCUUGCUAGAUGGUAUUGACCCUCCGGAAAACAUGGUACGGUGCAUGAGCGACAAUUACUCCGUCAUGGCCUUCUGGCGUGGCUGGCAUCGAAGUUUCAACAAAUGGAGUGUCAGAUAUCUCUACAUUCCCCUGGGAGGCAGUGCCUUUCCAGGGGCUUGGGGCAAAGCGAGAGGGAUCUUCAAUUACUUAGCCGUCUUCACCUUCAUUGCAAUUUGGCAUGAUAUCCAACUUCGAUUGUUGAUGUGGGGAUGGCUGGUCACUUUGUUCGUUGUUCCAGAGCUCAUUGCAUCUAUGCUGUUCCCUGCACGCAAAUGGAAAAACAACCCUAAUACAUAUCGCGUGAUUUGUGGAGUUGGGGCUGUAGCGAAUAUCUUAAUGUUAAUGGCUGCAAAUUUAGUCGGAUUUGCGCUAGGAUUGGACGGUCUUGAUGGAUUAGUCAAGGGCAUUGUUGGGAGUUAUUCUGGGCUUGCGUUCUUCUGGGCGGCGUGCGGUGCUCUGUUUGUUGGAAGCCAGGUCAUGUUUGAGGUGAGGGAGCAGGAGAAGCGGGAGGGAGUUAAGAUGAAAUGCUGA
Molecule: messenger RNA, 1968 nt
Organism: Lindgomyces ingoldianus
Lineage: Eukaryota; Fungi; Ascomycota; Dothideomycetes; Pleosporales; Lindgomycetaceae
Product: MBOAT-domain-containing protein
Exons: 3
Coding region: 1-1968 (655 amino acids)
Biological process (GO): GPI anchor biosynthetic process
Cellular component (GO): endoplasmic reticulum
Source: RefSeq, a predicted model, not a curated record